Molecule: messenger RNA, 1139 nt
Organism: Stegodyphus dumicola
Lineage: Eukaryota; Metazoa; Arthropoda; Arachnida; Araneae; Eresidae
Source: RefSeq, a predicted model, not a curated record
AUGUAUGAUAUUUUGCCUCCACUUGAAACGAAUGUUAUGAGCCAAUGUUCACAGAGCCUCUGCCCUAAGGCUGUUGCGUCCGCGCGUUUAUGCGAAACAGAAAAUGAUUGUGGAGAGGGAGAAUGCUGCGUUGCAGCUUUAGCCAUUCAGGUCUAUACUAAAGGAAUAUGUCUAAAGCUGAAUAAGGAAGGUAUGUGGUGCAGAGAGCCUGAAUCGAAAUUGGAGUAUUUCGGCGGAAAAUUCAUGGGAUUCUGUCCUUGUCAAGAAGGUCUAUCUUGUGUACCCAAACCAUUAGGAAAAUGUCAUAUAGGAUGUAGAGCUCCACCCAGAUUUCGAUUAACAUUUACAUGUCAGGCAACACCUUCCACCACCAGUCCAGAAACAACAGCACCUCCGACGGGAACAAGCACUACCGAAAUACCAACAACAGAUGGAGAAACAACAACAGAUGGAGAAUCAACAACAGAUGGAGAAUCAACAACAGAUGGAGAAACAACAACAGAUGGGGAAACAACAACAGAUGAAGAAGCAACAACAGAGGGAGAAACAACAACAGAUGGAGAAACUAAACCAGAUGGACAAGCAACAACAGAUGGACAAGCAACAACAGAUGGACAAGCAACAACAGAUGGACAAGCAACAACAGAGGGAGAAACAACAACAGAUGGAGAAACUAAACCAGAUGGACAAGCAACAACAGAUGGACAAGCAACAACAGAUGGAGAAUCAACAACAGAGGGAGAAACAACAACAGAUGGAGAAACUAAACCAGAUGGACAAGCAACAACAGAUGGACAAGCAACAACAGAUGGACAAGCAACAACAGAUGGAGAAUCAACAACAGAUGGGGAAACAACAACAGAUGAAGAAGCAACAACAGAGGGAGAAACAACAACAGAUGGAGAAACUACAACAGAUGUAGAAACAACAACAGAUGGACAAGCAACAACGGAUGGAGAAACAAUAACAGGUGGAGAAACAACAACAGGUGGAGCAUAGUAUUUUAAAAUUAAUGCUUCGUAGCACCAGUUAAAGCCACCAACUAAUAGAAUCGGGCACGGCAAAGAAUGAGAAGUAGCUACACGUGAAAAUGGACCUGAACCAUAAAUUAAUUUAUGGAAAUAACCAAAAGUGAAUGG